This is a messenger RNA of Botrytis porri, 1908 nucleotides long. RefSeq lists its product as uncharacterized. NCBI's taxonomy places the organism in Eukaryota, Fungi, Ascomycota, Leotiomycetes, Helotiales, Sclerotiniaceae. Gene Ontology annotation, biological process: adenylate cyclase-activating G protein-coupled receptor signaling pathway. The record is from RefSeq and is a predicted model, not a curated record. The transcript is spliced from 3 exons. Gene Ontology annotation, cellular component: plasma membrane. Bases 1 to 1908 code for a protein of 635 amino acids. Gene Ontology annotation, molecular function: G protein-coupled receptor activity.
AUGGCACCCCUCCCAACACACAUAGCACGAACGGUGCUUCAAUUUUCCUCGAGAGAUAUUGGAGAUAAAACGAAUGAAGGUCAAGAUGUAUCGAUAUCCGAAGGAUUGAUUUUGCAAAAACUUGCAUUGACAUUUGCAACUGCUAGUGUUGCUUCUUCGAUUCUAGCUUUUUAUUGGUUUGUUAGAAUGAGACGUUCGUUCAGACAUGAUCUCAUCAUGUUGUUAAUCCAAAGUGAUAUGUUUAAAGCUUUAUGGUUUAUGGUUUUUCCAAUCGUUAUCUUUUUACAUGGUCCUGUAGCAGAUGAUUCCAAAUUUUGUCAAAUAAGUGGAUUUUUUCUAGCUUUAGGAGUUGAAGCGUCAGAUGUUUCGGUUCUUAUGGUUGCUGUACAUACUGCAUUAUAUAUUUUCAGACCUAAAUCCUCGUCUGGCGAAGGGGGUCUCUAUCCAUAUCGUAGGAUAGCUUACACCGUUUGGAUAGUCUUUCCACUUUUAACGGCAUCUCUGGCUUUUGUUAAUGAUCAGGAAGCUUAUGUUGCUCAAGGAACAUAUUGUUAUCUACCAGUACGACCUUUUUGGUAUCGAUUGGCUUUAAGUUGGAUCCCUCGAUACAUUAUUUUCAUCACGAUUGUCACUGUUUAUGUUUCCAUAUAUUUCUAUGUACGAUUUAGGUUUCGUGGAUUUGAGAACAGUCAUUCUCAAGAUAGUUGUGAUUCGACCAGACGCAAUCAAGUGCGAAGAAGUCUACCUCCUCCAGCUCUAAUUCUUAAUGGACCCGUGACUGAAAUAAGACGUCCUUCCGCUGCUUAUGUUCCCGAGAGAAGGAAACAAUCCUCAUCGACUUUGGAUUCCCUUGCCAAUAUGAGGAACAAUGCUCAUCAAUUCAUGUGGACUUCAGUAUUCCACUCUCGCAAUCGAACUCAUUCCGUAUCUCCUCCAUCAGAGAUUUCUGCACCGGAUACUGACUCAUACGCUGGAGCAUCAACUCCACAAAUUGUACCCGAGAUAACCAAUCCAACUCUCUUAACGCCACAACAAAUACUCAAUCCACUUCCCCAUCCUCAAUUUCGAAAUACAUCAUGGAGAGAAAGUAUUGCUAGACGAUUGUCUCUCGACUCGAAUGUUUCCGUAUACAUACACCCCGCUACCCUUCAACCACAAAAUGGAUCAGCAGAACAAGGAAAUCCUUACGAUAUGCAUCUUGUCAAUUCCCGUGGUCAAGAUUUGACCGUAUCGGAAAUGAUACGUACACGCGAGAAAAUCCGUCGACAACUUCGAUUUCUAUUUAUUUACCCCUUGGUAUACUUGGGAAUGUGGACCGUCCCAUUUGUAUCCCACAUCUUACAAUUCAAUGAUAAAUUGGCGGUCAAUCCGCCAUUUGCGAUUAAUCUAUUAACUACCAUUUUUAUUUGUGCACAGGGUGCUGUGGAUUGUUGGUUAUUUUCUACCCGUGAGAAGCCGUGGAAACAUAUUCCCGGAACGGAGGGCACAUUUUUCGGGAGUCUAAAAUUCUGGGUUAUCUUUUUUGGGAAGCGGAAGGAGAGACAGGGACAUGGGCCGGGGAAAACGAGGAAUGAAAUGGCUAGGGAAGCGCGACAAGCGUACAAGAGAAGAGAUCAGGAGCUGGCGCAGAGGAGAUUCGAGGCGCAGGCGGGUAAUGGUUUGGCGAUGGAGAGAGGAAGAGGCGAUAGAAGUUGGUGGGAUGUUGAAGGGGCCGAUGGAUUGGGAACGGUUGGUGUUGGGGCCGGAGUGGCGGCCAUGACGCCUGUUCAGGAGGAAUUUUCGAUUUCGACGGAUGGGGAAUCUGAGGAAGCGAUUGAGCCUUCGGAGCCGAUUCGAGAACAUGAUCCUGUUGAUACGAGUGCCGAUGACUCUGCAAUUAAUGGGAAGGAAAGAAACGGUGAUGCUUAA